CCUUCCCCCCUCGCUAGUCACACUUACCACCCGCCCUCGCCCCUCUAGGGUUUCUCUGGGUUUUUGGCCCCGCGCCGCCACGCGCCCACGCCCGACGGAUCGCCCCCAUGGCCGCCGUCGCCCCCGCCGCCGAGGCUGCGGAUUUGCUGCAGAAGCUGCCCCUGGAUCCCAAGAGGGAAGGUGGUAAGGCCCCGGAAGCGAAGGAGAAGGUGCCGGGAGCGCUGAAUGGUGCGUCGAAUGGCGUGGCUGUGUCUCCAAACCCUUCAGUGGUGUCAGCGGAUCAAUGGGCGCAGCAGGAUUACAAGGACGCCGGCAUGUAUUAUGGUGCCUACUCUGGAGCUUACUAUGGUGGAGGUUGGGGUGAUUAUUCUGUCUAUGUGAGCCAGGAUGGAGCGGAGGCACUUUCCACUGGUGCUUAUAGGGACAUGUGCUGGUAUCCUCAAUAUGGUAUCACUGCAUCUGGACAUGAUGGUCAGAUUUAUGGAUCUCAGAACUACCAGUACCCAUCCACGUAUCACCAGCCACAGACUACUGCCAGUAAGCCAGCAUACAAGGCUAAAACUGGCAAAUCAGCUCCUUCAUUAAAAGAAGAUGCUUCUACCGCAACGGCUGCUGAUGAUCAGCAGCCUGCCUUAGUUGAUGCUUCCAAAAACACUUCGGACAGUGUUGAUGGUGUAAAGGGUCUGAAGAAGGCGUCUUUGCCUCUGAAACCAAAUGGGCGUUUGGGUAAUUACCAGAAUCAGGGUACCAAAGCAGCUUAUCCAUGGUCUGGCGGCCAUACCUCUUCGGAAAAGCAUCUGAAGCUCUCUGGUGGCGGUCCUACAUCAACUGCUUCUAAUCGUAAUAACAAGGGUUUGCAUGGGCAGAACUCUGCUAUGGGACCCCCACCUUCUGGAUUCAUGAGUUCAAUAUACUCCGGUAGCGGAAUGUACAGCACAAACGCAUAUGGACCUAGCUUUUGGUAUGGGUCAAAUAUCUAUGGGCCCGGGCUAUAUGGUGGGUGGAAUGUGUUGUCGAAUGGGAAGUACAAGCCCAGAGGAAAAACCUAUGGAUCUUAUGGUUUUGGCAAUGAAAACUUGGAUGGCUUGAAUGAAUUGAAGCGAGGACCAAGAAGUGGUCUCUUCAAAAACCAACAAGGUUCUGCAGCAGCUGUUGAUGCAAAAGGACAGAAGCUUCCUACUAGUGGUGGCUCUAAUGCUGUUGUGCAGGAUCAGUACAAUCGUGCUGACUUUGAUGAAACUUUCUCAGAUGCCAAGUUUUUUAUUAUUAAAUCAUACAGCGAGGAUGAUGUUCACAAGAGCAUCAAGUACAAUGUUUGGGCAAGCACCCCUAGUGGAAAUAAAAAGAUUGACUCUGCUUAUAUAGAGGCUAAGGAAAAGUCGAGCAGUUCUCCUGUAUUCCUGUUCUUCUCUGUUAACAGCAGCGGACAGUUUGUUGGUCUCGCUGAGAUGGUGGGUCGGGUUGAUUUUAGCAAGACAGUGGAAUACUGGCAGCAAGACAAGUGGACUGGUUGUUUCCCUGUCAAGUGGCACAUUGUGAAGGAUAUUCCUAACAGCUUGUUGAAGCACAUCAUUCUUGAGUAUAAUGAAAACAAACCAGUGACAAACAGCAGAGAUACACAGGAGGUUAAGCUUGAGCAAGGCCUUCAGAUGCUAAAGAUGUUCAAGGAUCAUGUCUGCAAGACAUCCAUCUUGGAUGACUUUGGCUUUUAUGAUAACCGUGAGAAGAUAAUGCAAGAGAAGAAAUCAAGGUGCCAGCAACCGCUGGAGAAGAUCAUGAAUAGAAAGCUGCUUACCGCCAACAGCACUGAUAAUGAAGUUACCGAUGGGAAGCAGAGUCUGAAACCUGAGGUCGUAGGGGAGCAAAAUACUGUGGUGGAAAAUGGUGCGGUGGCAGUAGCUGUUAACGUGUGUCGCCCCGAAAGAUGCUAACCCGACAACUGAUGGUUUGGCUGUUAAUUUUCGCCACAUCAGCCAUUUGAACUUGGUAUAAGGGGGCAGACAGCUUAUGGUUUGGCUGUUUCUUUGAUUUUCCUUGCGAUGCUACUAGGUUGCAGAAGGGUGCAGUCUAAGCCUCUUAAGGCAAUUCGGUAUCCGGCUAGGUUUCUUUUGAUUUUGUUUCUUCUGUACCAUUUUCCCGCUGGUUGUGUCUGGGAGUCGAGUUUGGUUGGUAUGAGGUAGAGAUUAGUCGUUCCUGUUCCGGCGAGAUGCGUUGUCUUUUUUUGUCUUGUUUGGAGUUGUACCUAGGUGUGGAGAUCUUUAAGGGUUUCGUGGUGAAUGAUAGUAAUUUUGGGAUGGCUGUUUUCUUUCA
Messenger RNA from Phragmites australis (common reed), 2310 nucleotides. RefSeq names its product YTH domain-containing protein ECT3-like. The transcript has 9 exons. Gene Ontology annotation, cellular component: cytoplasm. Gene Ontology annotation, biological process: mRNA destabilization. Gene Ontology annotation, molecular function: mRNA binding. NCBI's taxonomy places the organism in Eukaryota, Viridiplantae, Streptophyta, Magnoliopsida, Poales, Poaceae. The record is from RefSeq and is a predicted model, not a curated record. Bases 108 to 1931 code for a protein of 607 amino acids.